Molecule: messenger RNA, 2324 nt
Organism: Cervus elaphus (red deer)
Lineage: Eukaryota; Metazoa; Chordata; Mammalia; Artiodactyla; Cervidae
Gene: ACSM4
Product: acyl-CoA synthetase medium chain family member 4
Exons: 13
Coding region: 259-2001 (580 amino acids)
Biological process (GO): acyl-CoA metabolic process; fatty acid biosynthetic process
Cellular component (GO): mitochondrial matrix
Molecular function (GO): fatty acid ligase activity; fatty-acyl-CoA synthase activity
Source: RefSeq, a predicted model, not a curated record
UUUUUAAGAUUAACCUGGUCACAAACAGAAUGAAGAGGAAGAGUCUAGUAGUAGAGGACUGGUCAGGGGCUAAAUCCUCAGCUCUGAAGAAAGAUGGGGUGUUUCAGGUGUUCUCCAAACUCCUGAGGGUACACAGCUACAGGUCCAUUUCCCAAUCUCACCACAGAGCAUGGGAAGAGACUAACACUCCUCACCAAUCUUUCCCCACAGACUGCAGUAUUUCCACAUCCACACAAGCUAACAAAGCCCUUUGGAACCAUGAAGAUUUUUUUCCGCUACCAGACAUUCAGAUUCGUCUGGCUCACAAAGCCCUCUGGCCAGCGCUUUCACAAAAGUCACCAGCCGGGGGCACCACUGACUCUUGCCGACUUUGAAGCCAUAAAUCGCUGCGAGAGAUCAUUGCCUAAGAACUUUAACUUUGCUGGGGAUGUGCUGGACCAGUGGUCCCAAAAAGAGAAGACAGGAGAGAGACCAGCCAACCCAGCCCUGUGGUGGGUGAAUGGCAAAGGGGAUGAGGUGAAAUGGAGCUUUGGAGAACUGGGCUGCUUGUCCCGAAAGGCUGCCAAUGUGCUCACCAAGCCCUGUGGUUUAGAGAGAGGAGACCGAGUGGCCGUGAUUCUUCCCCGAAUCCCAGAGUGGUGGCUCAUAAGCGUGGCGUGUAUGAGAACAGGGCUUGUCUUCAUGCCAGGAACAACCCAGCUGACAGCAAAAGACAUCCUCUAUCGGCUGCGAGCAUCUAAAGCCAAGUGCAUUGUGGCCAGUGACGAGGUGAUCCCAGCAGUGGAAUCCAUUGUGUCAGAGUGUCCAGACUUGAAGACCAAACUCCUGGUAUCUCCACACAGCCAGAAUGGGUGGCUCAGCUUCCCAGAGUUAUUUCAAACUGCCUCUGCAGACCACAACUGUGUGGAGACAGGAAGUCAAGAACCAAUGGCCAUUUAUUUCACCAGUGGGACCACAGGCUCUCCCAAGAUGGCCCAGCACUCUCAGAGCAGCCUGGGAAUUGGGUAUACCCUCUGUGGAAGGUAUUGGCUAGACCUGAAGUCCACAGAUAUCAUAUGGAACAUGUCUGACACUGGCUGGAUCAAGGCUGCCAUUGGUAGUAUGUUUUCCUCCUGGCUUCAUGGAGCCUGUGUCUUUGUGCAUCGGAUGGCCCAGUUUGACACCGACACUUUCCUGGAUACGCUUACCACUUAUCCCAUCACGACCCUCUGCAGUGCUCCCACCGUGUACCGGAUGCUUGUGCAAAAAGACCUUAAGAGAUAUAAAUUCAAGAAGCUGCAGCAUUGCUUGACAGGAGGGGAGCCACUCAAUCCAGAGGUGCUGGAACAGUGGAAAAUGCAAACUGGAUUGGAGCUGUAUGAGGGCUAUGGACAGACAGAAGUGGGAAUAAUUUGUGCCAAUCAGAAAGGACAAGAAAUUAAACCAGGCUCAAUGGGGAAAGGAGUACUACCCUACGAUGUCCAGAUUAUAGAUGAAAAUGGCAACAUCCUACCACCUGGAAAAGAAGGGGAAAUCGCCCUCAGGCUAACAUCUACACGACCCUUCUGUUUCUUCUCUGAAUAUGUGGACAAUCCAGAGAAAACUGCUGCCACCAUAAGAGGAAAUUUUUACGUCACUGGAGACAGAGGAAUGAUGGACAAUGAUGGUUAUUUCUGGUUUGUUGGCAGAGCUGAUGAUGUCAUCAUAUCCUCUGGGUACCGUAUUGGGCCAUUUGAAGUGGAGAGUGCACUAAUUGAGCACCCAGCGGUUGUUGAAUCAGCUGUCGUCAGCAGUCCCGAUCCAGUCAGAGGAGAGGUAGUGAAAGCUUUUGUUGUUUUAUCUGCACCCUUUAAAUCAUCCAAUCCAGAGAAAUUAACUCUUGAACUUCAGGAUCAUGUAAAAAAAUCAACUGCCCCUUACAAGUAUCCAAGAAAGGUGGAAUUCGUUAAAGAACUCCCAAAGACAAUCACUGGGAAAAUCAAACGCAACGUUUUAAGAGACCAUGAAUGGGGUCGAACCUAGCCUGACGAGAACACAGUGGCAUUAAGCAGUUAACAGGGCUGCUUUCUUUUAGUCCUUGCUUCCCAAUAAUUCAGUGACUACCCUCUUAAAAUGCUUACGAUCUUUCCUGGAUGAAAAACUCCACUGAGUUUUUGUUUUGCACUUUGCCAAAAAAUAAGUAAGUAAAAAUCUAAAAAUAUUUGGGAAGAAAAUGAUGAUGACCAAACAACAAAGGCAAUGAUAAAUGGCUUGUAGUGUUUAAAAUAGCAGGAGUCAAAUGAUUAAUUAGAAAAACAUAAUGGACAAUGAAUUUAUCUUGUGCCUGAUUAAUUCAAAAUAAAGAU